AUGUCGUUCAACAAGAGCAUCACCCUGAACAACGGUGUCCAGAUGCCCAGGCUCGGCCUGGGAACCUGGCAAUCUCCCGCGGGACAGGUCGAAAAGGCCGUCGAACACGCUUUGAGGAGUGGGUACAGACAUAUCGACGCCGCCCUGAUCUACGGCAACCAAGAUGAAGUCGGUCAAGGGAUCAAGAAUUCGGGCGUGAAAAGGGAAGAGAUCUUCCUCGUCUCCAAGCUCUGGAACAACUCGCACAGACCUGAAAACGUUGCUGCUGAUCUGGAGACGACUUUGAAGCAGUUGGGCACGGAUUACUUGGACCUCUGGCUCAUCCACUGGCCAGUCCCUUUCGCACCCGGCGAAAACCUCUCCCCCUUGACCUCCGAUAAAUCGCAGACCGUCAUCGACCGCGAAGCACCGGGGAUCGUAGAGACCUGGAAGGCCGUCGUCGACAUCUACAAGAACAGCAACAAGGUCAAGGCGAUCGGGGUUUCUAAUUUCAGCAAGAAGCAUUUGGACAUGAUCAUCGAUGCUACGGGGGUUGUACCGGCGGUCAACCAGAUCGAGGCUCAUCCGGGUUUGCAGCAGGACGAGUUGGAAGCUUACGGGAAAGAAAAGGGCAUCCACUUUACGGCCUAUUCUCCCCUUGGUAACAACAUUACCGGAAAACCGCGGAUCGUCGAUUCGGACGAGGUGAAAGCCAUCGCCAAGUCAGCAGGGGUGGAUCCGGCUCAAGUGCUCGUCGCAUGGAUCACUCAGAAGGGGUUCAGCGUGAUCCCGAAGAGCGUCACUCCGAGUCGGAUCGAGAGCAAUUUCCAGGAGAUCGAGCUCUCCAAGGAAGAUGUCGAGACCAUCACCGCGCUCGGUCGGAAGAACGCAGUACGAUACAACGUACCUUACUUGUACUCGCCUCAGUGGGAUAUCGACGUGUUCGACACUCCCGAGGAAAAGGACGCUAGUGUCAAGGUCUGGUAG
Filobasidium floriforme is the source of this 966-nucleotide messenger RNA. Its product is annotated as NADP-dependent oxidoreductase domain-containing protein. NCBI's taxonomy places the organism in Eukaryota, Fungi, Basidiomycota, Tremellomycetes, Filobasidiales, Filobasidiaceae. Bases 1 to 966 code for a protein of 321 amino acids. Gene Ontology annotation, cellular component: cytosol. Gene Ontology annotation, molecular function: aldose reductase (NADPH) activity. The transcript is spliced from 8 exons. The record is from RefSeq and is a predicted model, not a curated record.